Molecule: messenger RNA, 821 nt
Organism: Malurus melanocephalus (red-backed fairy wren)
Lineage: Eukaryota; Metazoa; Chordata; Aves; Passeriformes; Maluridae
Product: gallinacin-12-like
Exons: 2
Coding region: 193-495 (100 amino acids)
Source: RefSeq, a predicted model, not a curated record
UCUACCAGCCCAAAAUGCCAGCUGCAAGGAGAGGAAUCAGGGAGGCCGGUAACCAGUGAAUGUGAAAAAAAGUCGACAUUGUUUGGAGCAGCAGCGCUGGGUCAGAACGACACGAAAGUGUUUCUCAGCAGCAAAUGUUACCCUUGGGGCUGGAAUAUAAUUAACUCCUGCCUACUCCUUCCCUCUUCCCGGAUGCCAUCCAGCAUGCCAGCAGCACACAGAGGCUUCUGUGAARUCUCACUGCCAGCUCUGAGAUUUUCCAGCAGAGCCAAAGGAAUGAGGAUCCUUGUGCUUGUUUUUAUUUUCAUCUCCCUGGCCCAGCACGGUAAGAGCAGGAAGGCCUGGGGGGAUGCUGAUGGGCCGGAGAGCUGUAAGCACGGAGGGGGCUUGUGCCGAGUGGGGACCUGCAUUUCUGGCGAGUACCUGGCUCAGUUCUGCUUCGAGCCCAUCAUUCUCUGCUGCAAAAAUUCAUCACCUGCCUCCACAGAGAGCUGAAGGUUUCCAAAGGAGCCAGCUGCAGCAUGUGAAGAGCUGCAGCCUCCACUGGCAUGGCCAAACAGCUGCUGGGAAAGAGAUUUUGGGGUUUCUGUGACUGUUGCUCCCCCAGGAGGACACGGCUGUGGAUUCACUCAUAAACUCCUCAACAAUUUGCUUUUGCUGUGACUUUUUAGGAAACAUUGUGACAAGAAGAAACUGGGGCCACCCAAAUUAUUUGUCACACUUUYGGGAUUCUGUUGUCUGGCAUGUACAGAUGAAAAAUUGCCUUUCUCCUUACCUGAGAGCAAUAAACCUGAGGUUUAACACAACAGCAAGUGCCCACC